AUGAUAAUACUGUUCAUUCUUUUUCUGCUCACCUUCUCGGUCUUCCGGUUUCAGCAAGAAAGAAACAGGUUUCCUCCUGGCCCUACACCCUGGUUGUUUCUGGGGAAUCUAUUGCAAAAAGAUGUUCUGCCUCUGUUUAAAUCCUACCCAAAGCUUUCUAAGAAGUAUGGUCCAGUUUUUACUAUCUGGCUAGGACCAAAUCCAUUGGUUGUAGUUUGUGGAUUCGAGGCUGUGAAAGAUGCCCUGAUAACUCAUAGUGAGGAAUUUGGAGGACGAUCUCCUAUACCUAUGAUCGAUGAAAUAACCAAGGGCUACCGGAUUAUUGGUAAAGAAAAAAGAUGGAAGAUUCUGCGUCGCUUUACUCUCACCACUUUGAAGAAUUUUGGAAUGGGAAAUAAAUUGAUGGCUGAACGGAUAUCAGAAGAAGCUCGCUAUUUGGUGGAGAAGAUAGAAAGUUUUGAAGAUCAGCCUUUCGAUGUAAUCCCAACCAUCACAACAGCAGCUUCUAAUGUGAUAUGUGCUAUUGUCUUUGGGAAACAAUUCUCUUACAAUGAUAAAAUCUUCAUUCAAAUAUUGGACAUUUUGAAGGCAUUCCUAAAUUUUUUUUUGAGUGUUCCUGGAACGAUAUAUGCCGCUAUGCCAAAUGUCAUGAAAUUCCUUCCCGGACCUCACAAUAGAAUUGUCUCUGACUGGAACAAGAUUUGUGACUACAUAAGGACUAGAGUGGACUCUCACAAGAAGACGCUGGAUCCAGACAAUCCCAGAGAUUAUAUUGAUUGCUUCCUUAUUAAAUUAGAAAAGGAACAAAAUUCUAGCAUUAUCUGUAUGGAAGACUUGGUCAUGACUGUGUUUGAGCUGUUAAUUGCUGGAACAGAGACCACAGCCAAUAUUAUUUCAUAUGGUAUUAUCCUUCUGGCCAGGUUCCCAGAAAUUCAAGCAAAAAUACAGCAGGAAAUCGAUGAUGUUGUGGGACCAAACCGCCAGCCCUCAAUGGAGGAUAAGGUGAAGCUGCCCUACACCAACACAUUUGUUCACGAGAUUCUAUGUUUUCAACCUGGGAGUACUGAGACCUUCCCACGUACAACCACCCAGAAUGUGAUUUUCAAGGGACACGUCAUCCCUCAGGGCACAACUGUUCUUCCAUUGUGGGCUUCAGUGCAUUUUGAUCCUCUCUGCUGGGACAAUCCUGACAAGUUUGAUCCAGCUCAUUUCCUGGAUAAGCAUGAUGAAUUCCAAAAGAAGGAUGCCUUCUUCCCUUUCUCUGCAGGGAAGAGAGUAUGUCCAGGAGAGUCACUGGCUAUAGUGGAAAUCUUCAUAUUGUUUACCAAUCUGCUCCAGAACUUCACUUUUGAAUUGACUAUGGACCCUAAAGAGAUAGAUUUAAAUACUUUGUUUAUAAGAUGUAGACAGGUUGGGAAGCAUCGGUACAUUCGGGCCAUCAAAUGUAAAAUAUAA
Molecule: messenger RNA, 1455 nt
Organism: Ahaetulla prasina
Lineage: Eukaryota; Metazoa; Chordata; Lepidosauria; Squamata; Colubridae
Product: cytochrome P450 2C23-like
Exons: 10
Coding region: 1-1455 (484 amino acids)
Biological process (GO): xenobiotic metabolic process
Cellular component (GO): intracellular membrane-bounded organelle; cytoplasm
Molecular function (GO): iron ion binding; oxidoreductase activity, acting on paired donors, with incorporation or reduction of molecular oxygen, reduced flavin or flavoprotein as one donor, and incorporation of one atom of oxygen; heme binding
Source: RefSeq, a predicted model, not a curated record